Messenger RNA from Biomphalaria glabrata, 1189 nucleotides. RefSeq lists its product as uncharacterized. Bases 13 to 1050 code for a protein of 345 amino acids. Lineage: Eukaryota; Metazoa; Mollusca; Gastropoda; Planorbidae. The record is from RefSeq and is a predicted model, not a curated record. The transcript has 3 exons.
CCGUUGUUAAAUAUGGUCGGAUCUGGCCUAAUCUGCGCAGCUGCAGAUAAAGACCCUUGCAGAGCUGACUUAUGUGUGAGUCGAAAGAUAGUGUUGAGUCGAAGAAAACUUCAAGAUUCCGCACUACAUGGACAUAAGGGCAGCUGCUUACCAAUCUACUGUACUGAAGGUAAACAUUUAAGGGAUGAUGAGUGUGUGGAAAUCAUCAAGGAUGUUGUCGGUAUCGAAUACAAUCUAAAUAUGAUGUUUGUCCUUGACAAUGAAGACCACUACAAGACCUGGUUAAAAUUUCAGACGAAUUUCUCUCAUGCUCUAUUGAUUGAACUAUUUACAUUGCAUAUAGAAGUUCAACUUCAACUACUUGAUUGCGAAUAUAACCUUCCCAUUGUGCUCAAAGAAGGUAAUGAUCCUUGCAGGUUGGAGAAUGUAAAGGGAAAUAAAUCACAAGUCAUAUUUAUCAUUCAAGGAACUGUUAUGGCCCCUGUAUCUAUGUCAAGAACACAAUUCGAACAAAAGUUGACUAAAAAUCUAAUGAGACAUUUUUUUCGUAUGAAUCUGUCACCGACAGAAUUUGUUCAACUUGAGCCAAUCGUCAUUCUAAGAGAGUCCGUUCUCGGUAAGCUGUACUUGCAAGUACUGUGUGACUUGAACCAAGAAACUAAUUCUGUCUUCUAUUACUAUCACAACAAUACACAAGAAAUCCAGAAAGAAGUGUCGACUUAUCCAAAUGAGCGAGAAGAUGUUUUAUUUCAUAUGAUAGUUGGGACCUAUCAUUUGCUUAAAAGAUACACUAGACCAUAUGAAAGAAACAGUCUACAUGUUAGCCAGAUACUUUUAUGUAAGUUUUUGAGUUUCAACCAAUCAGAUUACCUGAUGACCAUUAAUGAUUCAGUUAUACCACCGGAAGUGAGAAUCAAAAUAAGUCUCAAUGUGACUGAAGUACACAUCACAGACAACAAGGAGCUUAUCAUGGUUGAUAUCAAUAAGAACGGACGACUGGAAGUCUGUACAGACUUACUGGACAUGAAAUUAAAGGGACAUAACAAUUAAAGAUCAUGAAAAGUGAAAAAAAAAAUACUAAUUCAAAUAUUAGAAAUGAAAUUAUUUGGAGAAGUUUAAUAACUUUUUUUAUAAUUCAUCAAAUAUUCAAUGUAAUGUAAUAUAACUUAUAUUAUAGUAGGUGAAACCA